CAAUGGCUUUUCCUACUAAUUCCGUACGUGAGCGAAUAAACAAACCUGGCGGGCGGGGUGUGAGUGGAGAUGGAUCUGUGAUAUCAUAAAACUCCCAUUCCGUUCAUUUCCAUUCCACCCUUUGGACCGCUGGCCCGCCUUUGGACUUGCCGAAAUUCAGCAGAAAAAAAAUACACAAAACCUUAAGUCAGUCACCGAAAUCCGAAAUCCGGUUCGGCCGAAGCCUCGUUGCCGCCGCUGCCUGCCUGCGAAAGCUUCCCAAAGAGCUAGAGGGUAAGCGCUGCUAAAGCUCCUGGUAUAUAAGCCAGGCGACCAGGCUAUCUGCUCGCAAUCCAAGCUGUGCCUUCAUACGCCCCACAACUUCAUCAAUAGCGUUUGCCCGAAAAGGUCCGGAAAAGAACUUAUCCCAAGUCAAGAUGAAAGCUUCACUAGCCAUCGUGUUAUGCGUGAUUGCCGGUCUGGCGGCCGCCGCUCCUGAGAAGCAGUACACCAACAAGUUUGACAACGUUAACGUGGACGAGGUACUGGGCAACAGCCGGGUCCUGAACAACUACCUCAAGUGCCUGAUGGAGAAAGGUCCGUGCACGCCCGAGGGCCGCGAGCUGAAGCGCUUGCUGCCCGACGCUCUGCAGUCGGACUGCUCCAAGUGCACUGAAGUCCAACGCCGCAACUCCCAGAAGGUGAUCAACUUCCUGCGUUCCCAAAGAGCCGGCGAGUGGAAGCUGCUGCUCGAGAAGUACGAUCCCCAGGGCGUCUACAGGUCCAAGCACGAGGCCGCGUCCAAGAAGCAGCACUAAGCACUAAGCAUAAACCGCUCCAUGCCCUCAUUACACCAUGAACCUAAUUUAAAUUCGAGAUCCACAGUAAAGUUCAUCGUUUUUUAUACCUAAA
Drosophila serrata is the source of this 891-nucleotide messenger RNA. It is a transcript of the gene Phk-3, whose product is annotated as Pherokine 3. The record is from RefSeq and is a predicted model, not a curated record. Lineage: Eukaryota; Metazoa; Arthropoda; Insecta; Diptera; Drosophilidae.